GCUGCCAAUGGAAUCGAGGCUGGAAUCGUGAAAAAAAUCCAAAAACCGAUCUCCAACUUUGCCUGCAUGGAAAACAUCAAUGCCUUCGUUGACGCAGCCAAGAAGCUCGGAGUACCCACCGAAGAGACGUUUCAAAGUGUAGAUCUAUUUGAAGCCCGUGAUCUGUUCUCUGUCUGUGUUACCCUUCUUUCCCUUGGCCGCAUUCUCGGAGUACCCACCGAAGAGACGUUUCAAAGCGUAGAUCUAUUUGAAGCCCGUGAUCUGUUCUCUGUCUGUGUUACCCUUCUUUCCCUUGGCCGCAUCCUGCAAAAACAAGGCAAGACAAACCCAUUCAAGUAA
Molecule: messenger RNA, 339 nt
Organism: Strongylus vulgaris
Lineage: Eukaryota; Metazoa; Nematoda; Chromadorea; Rhabditida; Strongylidae
Source: the annotation of a GenBank genome assembly